UGACAGCCGGCGGGGCGGCGGCAUAAUGUCACUAUAGCGCUCGCUUCGCGCGCCGCCUCUGCGCGAUUUUAUCGUUUUGUAAAUAUGUACAAAAUUUUUGUACACACAUGUUUAUUGUUCUUUAUCUUAUAAAUUUUCACUUAUGAGUGAUACCAAGAACUUAAAAGAGACUUAUUUAUGUAAUUGAUAUGGACAACGAACUGCAAUACUUACUUUGAUAGGUAUCUACAUUUUUAAUGAGAACAUUUAGAUUAAAGUUAUUGUGGUAAAAAUAAUAGCCAAAUUGUUCAUAUUGAAUCGUUAUCGCGCUUUGCAAAUAGACUUAGUUGACUAGACCUUAGUGAUAGUUCAUUGUACUUUAUUAGGAUAAAAUAUUACUCGUGUUACAACCACCAAAGAAUUAAGAAGAGUGUAGUGGUAAAUCUUAUUCCUCGUCUGAUUUGAUGAUUCACUAACCAACUAUGGCGGAUCGGGAUCGUCCUGCUAAAACCCCCAUCAGGGUGGGUUUCUACGACAUUGAAAGGACCAUUGGCAAAGGGAACUUUGCCGUUGUCAAAUUAGCACGACAUCGAAUAACGAAGACUGAGGUAGCGAUUAAGAUAAUAGAUAAAUCACAAUUAGAUGCCAGCAACCUUCAAAAAGUCUACCGCGAAGUGGAUAUUAUGAAGAGGCUGGAUCACCCACAUAUAAUUAAGCUUUAUCAGGUUAUGGAGACUAAGAAUAUGAUCUACAUAGUGUCGGAGUAUGCAAGUAAAGGGGAAAUAUUUGAUUACAUAGCGAGGUACGGGAGGAUGGCAGAGCAAGCCGCACGGAGGAAAUUCUGGCAAAUUCUCUCGGCCGUCGAGUACUGCCACGAAAGGCGGAUUGUACACAGAGAUCUUAAGGCGGAGAACCUCCUACUGGACGCGAAUAUGAACAUAAAGAUAGCGGACUUCGGGUUCAGUAAUUACUACGCCACAGGCGAACUGCUGGCGACGUGGUGCGGGUCGCCACCGUACGCGGCGCCAGAAGUGUUCGAGGGGAAGAGGUAUACGGGACCGGAGAUUGAUAUAUGGAGCCUCGGGGUGGUGCUAUACGUCCUCGUGUGUGGGGCACUGCCUUUCGACGGCUCGACUCUACAGUCUCUGCGAGAUAGAGUCCUAUCGGGCAGGUUUCGGAUACCGUAUUUCAUGAGCGAAGACUGCGAAUCGUUAAUUCGAAAGAUGCUAGUAUUAGAGCCAAUGAAGCGGUACACGAUAGAACAGAUAAAGAAACACAGAUGGAUGGCAGCAGAGCCCUACACCGCGCCGACGAUAGCUGCAGAUCCCAUGAGGAGCCCGGCCCACGUCACACAUCACACUCAAGAGCCUAACGAACAAGUAUUAAGACUGAUGCAGAGUUUAGGAAUAGAUCCAAUCAAGACUAAGGAGAGUCUCCGCUCGAACAGUUACGACCACCACGCGGCGAUUUACCUGCUGCUGCUGGAGCGGCUGCGAGCGCGCGCUAGUGACCGCCGUCCAGCACGGCGCUCCGACCUCGCGCUCGAUCGCCGAGAGAACCCGAAUAGAGUGCUGCACACACCUGAGCAACCUAGAGAUUAUAACAGGACAACUCCAGGUCUAACAACCGCACCCGUUGACCCUUCGACUGCAGAAACCCAAAGACUACUAUCACUAGCUGGAGUCAAUAUGACGGAGCAAAGAUUACUUCAGCGUAACUCAGAUACACCUGAUAAUAAUCAUAGGAGUUUUCUUGUAGCCAAUCUCGAUGCCCGAGCCCAUGAAACAGACUCCACGAGACUGCUGUCCAUGCGCAAUAUUGAUGUCGCCCAGUCGAAUCAGAGGAUAGGCAAUAAGUUAAAUGAAGGCAAUAUGCCAACUCACAGGCUACUCGCUUCGACGUAUGAACAGCAGCAGAAUAUUUUAAAACAAUCAAGUGAAGACUGUAGACGUCUCCUACAACAGUCCACGACUGUUGGUCCGGAAACUAAUAAAAAUGAUGGCAGACUGCUAACUUCGUCUAGCUUUGAUUCGAAAUGUGCUAUCGACGGCGGUAGAAAUAAUGCUGUGGCGGACCACAAUCUAAUAGCAAAUUUUCUUCAAAAUUCCGCAUCUGCAACCAACUUCUCAGUGGACUCAAUGAAGUUACCGAAUUCCACAACAUUCACAAUGUGUUCAGAGGCAGCUAAGCUCAUGAAUACUCUCCAACAAAGUCCGCUCCCUUUAAAAGGUACCGUAAACUUGAGUACUAGUCCAAUUCCCACACAGUUUACGGAUACCAAAUUAAGUAGUGUAUUAGAACAACCAAAGCCUUUGGAAUCGUCAAGACUUGUAUCCCAAGUGCAGCAACAGGAUAUGAAUAGGUUGCAAACGAGUACUCCACCUUUCAAAGAAUACCCUCACUUAUCAGGUUAUUCUUACCUGCAAAACGUGGCACCUACUGAGAAUAAUUUCAACGCAGCCAAUACAGAUCUUUUUCCGAACACUUUGUACAGACCCGAAAGUAAAUUUUCAUUAAAUCGAUAUACAACAGGAGCAACUCAUAAUCAGACGCAUAAUCCUAAUAACACGACAGAAGCAACAAAAUUUCAACAACAGUAUUCGUCCUCAACAGAUGAAGGUUGUGAGACCGAUAUGGAAGACGUUCCCAGUACCACAAUCGGACCUCAGAAUAGGCUGAGCUCCUACGCCAGCUCAAGUUCGAGUAGUGGGGUCGUUACUUUUUUUAACAAUAAGAGUCUAAGUCAAAACCUAAGCUGUGAUUCGUCCCAAAGUAAUUUUUCGGCGUUCGAGAGUAUAGAUUACCAAUUAUCAGAUUGUUCUAGUGAAUUAGCAAGUAGUUUACCGAGCUGCACGUCUAAUGAUGAUAAGUUAUCGUAUGAAAAUAGCACUUUGGUGAACACAAGUCCAAUGCAUCCAUGUGUCUACAUCUCUUCUUAUAACAAUAAAAGUCCCGGUGGGGGGUUUAUAGCGAGGCAUAACCCGAUCAACUAUCAAUCUGUUAAUAAAAAUUGCCAACGGGCAGCCACCCGGAGUCCAGUUGACUUUCGAGAAGGUCGACGAGCUAGCGAUGGUCUUGUCGCACAACAAGUCGCCCAAUCCUCCGAAACGCAGAAGAAUAGUUUAGCGUUCAAUAGUCAGAGGCUCAACGAGAACUGCAAAGCAAAAGGAGUGCUAGAGCUACAUUUGGUACAAAAAGAGGCACAAAAACUCAAAACUCAGUAUCAAUCCUCACUGCCAGUCGAAGAGAUGACUCAACGGCAAAUUCAACAUAACCAAUUUGCUGCUACCUUCACUCCGCAUUAUUUAGAUACAAAAAAUCCUAUAACGAAGCGCAUUAGUCUUCCGGAGACAUAUAAUUAUUCAAGUACGUCCCCUCCGUUGCCCGCCAGUCCAAAGAUGAUGGCACCGUUACAAGAUACCCCAGAUUUAGUCACAGGGGCAUCAUUGUCACAAAUAAGUAAACCUCCUCUUCAGCAGCAGCUGAUGCAACACCGAUUGUUCCAACAAAAGCGUCAAAUACUACAGAAGCAAAUGACUCCUCCGAACAUGCAGCCUCACGAAAUGAGCACGUUGCACAGCCUACAAGUAGGCCUAAGUAGGCGACAGAUGUUACGACAGCAGAGUUACAAAAUUGCCCAGCAGCAGCAGAUAUUGCCCCCACUGCCACUAACAGAAACUGAGAAUAGGGAUUUAUUAGCUUUCCAAGCGAUAGUCGAGGACCCCAAUCGGUUGAAGAAAUCUGAAGAAAACCUUGACGAACCGAAAUUCACUUAUCAAGGUUCUAUGGAUAUAAGCAUCGUCAACAAAGACAGACUGGGCAACGAGAAUUGGUCGAAUCUACCCUCUAGUUUGCAGAGUGCUUGUCAGAUAUCAGACUUAGCGGCGAGAAGAGAUGGGAAAGAGAGCAGGGAAAAUGGGGAAUCUUCCCAUUCCUCUUUGGAUGCUCCCUUGUGGCCUGGACAGUGGAACCCUGGUCUAUUCCAGCCACAGACGUGCUUCCAGGUAUUCCAACAAAUCAACUAGUAGAACACAUUCGAGUAGUCCUGUAAUUAGUAGCGAAAUGCACGCAAAUUGAAGCAGAUUUUAGAAGUGUUCGUCACAACUAGCUAGUAUGUACGAUGGUCUCAUAGUAGAAUGUAUUCGUAAAUAUUUGUAUUAUAAUGACGAUUUGUAAAACACAAAGGCAUGAACUAUUUAGAAUGCAUGACAAUAACUAGUGCUUUAAUUACACCACAAUAUAUUCUAUCGACUACCAAACGGACACCAAACUCAGUACUGAGUUAAGUUAAGAAUACUAUAUACUGAAAGAUUUUCAUAUGCAAUAUUAUGGGUAAUA
Molecule: messenger RNA, 4317 nt
Organism: Aricia agestis (brown argus)
Lineage: Eukaryota; Metazoa; Arthropoda; Insecta; Lepidoptera; Lycaenidae
Gene: Sik2
Product: serine/threonine-protein kinase SIK2-like
Exons: 9
Coding region: 462-4004 (1180 amino acids)
Biological process (GO): protein phosphorylation; intracellular signal transduction; microtubule cytoskeleton organization
Cellular component (GO): cytoplasm
Molecular function (GO): protein serine/threonine kinase activity; ATP binding; tau-protein kinase activity
Source: RefSeq, a predicted model, not a curated record